UAGAGCUAUCACUGAAUCACCCAUUUCAGUAUGCCUUGUGAAGGGAGGGCCAGGUCAUUGUGACAUUAUGGCUUGGUGGCACUGUUGGGAUAGCAGGGCCUUUCCUGUCAGUGCCUCCUGGGACUGUUUAGCCAUCAGCCCGAAUCACCCCGCCAAUGGUGGGUGUCAGACAGACCAGGGUCAUUGAGAUGAGGGCCGUAGUGAAAUGACAGGUACAUCUCCACCAAAGAGGCCCCACAGGCUGUGAAGAACUUGGCAGAGGAGGCCUAGAGGGUACAGCCUGACGCGAAGGACAUAUACCAAGACCCCAAAGUGUGACUGUGACACACACAUUCAGGGUGUGCUCCUAAGCUGUGCAUCUGGGACUGUGGGAGCCACUUCACUGUUGGGGGCCUUCAUGCUUGAAGUGAGCCCCGCACCCGGAGUGCCUCUCGGCCUGACUGGAGCUCCCACGAGCUGCAGGGCUCUCCUGUCAGAGGCACUCUGUGCUGUGCCUCCUCAGCUUGCUUUCCUUGACCUUGCCACCGCUGCAGGGAAGAGCCCAGAGACCCCCUUUCCAGGGAGUUCUGGGACCACAUCUACUCGGAGGCCAGGCCAGUGAAGGUGCAGCAGGCAUAGGCUGCCACGGGCCUCUGGUGGGAACCCGAAAGUCCUGUCUCCUGCCCGGCCCGCCCCUCCCUCGGGGCAGUUCUGGUCCCAGCCGCUGGGGUUUCCUCUCAGCCCUUGAGUGGCUAUGUCCAAUCCCACUGCCCCACCUCCCUAUGAGGACCGAAACCCCCUGUACCCUGGCCCUCCACCUCCUGGGGGCUACGGGCAGCCAUCGGUCCUGCCAGGUGGAUACCCGGCCUACCCUGCCUACCCCCAACCUGGUUACGGUCACCCUGCUGGCUACCCACAGCCAAUGCCGCCCAUCCAUCCAAUGCCCAUGAGCUACGGCCAUGACUAUGGUGGGGAGGAGAGAGCAGCGAGUGACAACUUUGGUCCUGGAGAAUGGGAUGACCGGAAAGUCCGCCAUGCCUUCAUCCGAAAGGUCUAUUCCAUCAUUUCCGUCCAGCUGUUCAUCACUGUGGCCAUCAUUGCGAUCUUCACCUUUGUGGAACCAGUUGGUGAGUUCGUGAGGAAGAAUGUGGCUGUGUACUACGUAUCCUAUGCUGUCUUCCUUGUCACCUACCUGACCCUUGCCUGCUGCCAGGGACCCAGACGCCGGUUCCCAUGGAACAUCAUCCUGCUGACUCUCUUUACUUUGGCUCUGGGCUUUAUGACAGGUACCAUUUCCAGUAUGUACCAAACCAAAGCUGUCAUCAUAGCAAUGAUCAUCACUGCUGUGGUAUCCGUUUCUGUCACCAUCUUCUGCUUUCAGACUAAGGUGGACUUCACCUCGUGCACAGGCCUCUUCUGUGUCCUGGGGAUUGUGCUGAUGGUGACUGGGAUUGUCACUACCAUUGUGCUGGCAUUCCGAUACAUUUACUGGCUCCACAUGGUCUACGCUGCUCUGGGGGCCAUCUGCUUCACCCUGUUCCUGGCUUACGACACACAGCUGGUCCUGGGGAACAGGAAGCACACCAUCAGCCCGGAGGACUACAUCACAGGGGCCCUGCAGAUCUACACAGACAUAGUCUACAUCUUCACCUUUGUGCUCCAGCUGAUGGGGAGUCGAGACUGAGAGUUGCCUCUCCACUGGCCUGGGGCUCCUCACCCUUUUCUGUCGGGCUGGGCCCCAGGUCCCUUCUCCCCUCAAGUAAUCUGCCCAGUUUCCUCUCCGUCCUGGGGAUGGGAGGGCCUCUGGCCGUGUUAUGUGAGAACCAAGGGUGCUGGAGUUACCUGCAACUCUGGCCCUUGGUGGCCUUGGUAAGGACUAGACUGAAGUUGUAGCUCCUCCCCUUUACCCACAGUGAACAGCGCGCACCAAACUUGAGUGUGUGGUGGGGGGAGUGGGGAGCCUGUGAACACAGGAGCUUCAAGGUGAAGAGGCUCCCGUCCCACCUCAGCCGCAGGGCUCUAGGCUAGGUAGCUGGAGCUGUCCCCCUCCUGGAUCCAAUAAAGCCGGAUGCUUUGCCCCCAGCUCCAGGACUCAGAGGCCACUUACCCUGUCUGAACUCUUUAGGCUUAGCAUCUCGGAGAGAUCUGUGCCCCGAGGUCUCCCUAUUACAACCCCAUCCUCCAGUAACAUGUAUAGAUUAUUUAUCGGGGUUAGGGGGAGACAGUGAGCAAAGUUCAUUCAGUAUGGGGGGGCUAAGAAUGGGAUCCACCCUGGCUGCCACCCAUUCUGCCUACCAUCCAGGCCCAGAGUGCCCAGGGCCUUCUAAAGAGGGCCCUCCUACUUUCUCUGCUUAGACACUCAGGAGAAGGUGAGAGGCGGAGGUCGGCAGGGGAGGUGGUUUGUAGGAUCCUGAGUGUGGCUGGGAAAGAGUCUAGGGGAAGAGAUGGGUGGGGACAGGGCAGGUGCCUUGGGAUCCCCCUCUGGUCUGAGAAACACUGAAGCCCACUCUGGUACCUGGAGACCUUCCCUUCUAAUAAGUUCAGUCCGUUCUGAACUCCUGCUGGGAGAUUUUAGACUAGAACUCCCUCUCCGAGCCAGCUACCGCUUUCUGUAUAAUCCAAGCACCUCCAGCUGGUACCAGGGUGGAGACAGAAGCCAGUUGAUCAGGUGGGGUGGGAAACCUUAGUAGCCCAAGGACAUAAUUAGAGCUAGUCUGUCCAAUACUUGAUUCUGAAUAGAUCACAAAGGGACACAACUAAAAAUGUAAUAAAGUUUGAUGUUUGGCAUUGCGA
Molecule: messenger RNA, 2772 nt
Organism: Peromyscus eremicus (cactus mouse)
Lineage: Eukaryota; Metazoa; Chordata; Mammalia; Rodentia; Cricetidae
Gene: Tmbim1
Product: transmembrane BAX inhibitor motif containing 1
Exons: 13
Coding region: 734-1663 (309 amino acids)
Biological process (GO): negative regulation of apoptotic signaling pathway
Cellular component (GO): endoplasmic reticulum; Golgi apparatus; membrane
Source: RefSeq, a predicted model, not a curated record